GAUGAAGUUCACAUCCACGUACGCGCUGUAAAACACUGAAUUUGAUCCGGGGAAUGAGCGAGGAAUGCGCCCCCUUCUCUCGCUCUCGUACCCCAGAAAAAGCCACCACUGAGAGGCGUAGCGUCUCGGAGACGUUCGCCGCAUCCGCCGUAGGACAGGAUGGGGGACCUAUCUCCUGAAGCCACGGGUCGCGUCCUUCUUCACGGGCUCUGAGGUCCUCGCGUUUCAGAAGUGCCAGUUCCAUAACUGAGGUAAGAAAUAUGGAUCCGUCUCUGUCCAGCCAGCAGUAUGGGUCAAAGAAGCGGGUCAAAAUCCACCCCAACACAGUUACAGUAAAAUAUGCCACACACUUCCCCCAGCCAGGCGAUGAGGGCUAUGAUGACGCGCCCUCUUUUGAGGAUUUUGGCUCCUUCGUGGACAACAACCCCAGCAAGAGGCUGGUGUCGGACACCGGGCGUGGGAGGACUUUGUUUGGGACGAUGGAGACGCGUCCUCGGUCGGCAGGAGAGCAGAGGGAGAAAGGCGUGGGGAGCCAGCUGGCCAGUUUCGGAGAAGCAUCAGUGCUGGCGUCGCGGGUCACCUGGGGGGCGCUGUUCGCCGCGGCCGUCGCCCACGGCUGCGUGGCCCUGAUCACGCGCCUGGCGGCCGACCGCUCCAAGGUCCCAUCCCUGGAGCUCAUCUUCAUCCGCUCCGUGAUCCAGGUGCUGUCCAUCCUGGUGGUCCUCUACCACAAGGAGCCGCCGUUCGGUCCGGAGGGCUACCGCUUGCGCCUGUUCUUCUACGGCGUGUGCAAUGUCAUCUCCAUCACGUGCGCCUACACCUCCUUCGCCAUCGUUCCGCCCAGCAACGGCACGGUCACGUGGCGGGCGACCACCACGGUCUUCAGCGCCGUGCUGGCCUUUCUGCUGGUGGAAGAGCGCCUCACCUACACGGACGUCGUCACCGUGGUGGGCAGCCUCUUCGGCAUGUGCCUGGUCAUGAUCCCCAACGUCGCCGGCGAGGAGAAGUCGGCCGUGGGCUUCUGGAAAGAGGCCUUCGGCUACACCAUGACCGUCGUAGCGGGACUGACCGCUGCGCUCUCCAUGAUCGUGUACCGGGCCAUCAAAGAGCGCGUCAGCAUGUGGACGGCGCUGUUCACGUUCGGCUGGACAGGGACAGCGUGGGGGGCCUCCACCAUGUUCGUAAUGCAGGAGCCCAUAAUUCCCCUGGACGGCGAGACAUGGGGCUACCUGGCCGGCAUCUGCAUCUGCUCCACCGUGGCCUUCCUGGGCGUCUACUACGCCCUGAACCGGUUCCACCCAGCCCUUGUCAGCACUGUGCAGCACCUGGAGAUCGUCGUGGCCAUGUUUCUGCAGCUGGUGGUGCUACGCAUGGUUCCCUCCGCCUACGAUGUCUUCGGUGCGCUAGUCAUCAUGGUCAGCGUCUUUGUCCUUGCUGGCGUCAAGCUCUACUGGGUCGGCAGGGCCAUACGGCAGGAUUACCAAGAGAUCCUAGACUCGCCAAUCAAAUGAGUAUCUGUGUGUAUGCGCUUAUCUUUGUGUAUGUGACUGUGUGUGUGUGUGUGUGUGUGUGUGCCUGUUUCGUCUUUGUACAGUGUUUGCCAAACCAAACCCCAUUUCAUCAAAUGUGCAAUCGAUGAAUCUCUUAAUAUUCAUCUAUUUAUUUUGUAUAGUGUCUUUUAAAGAGUGUCAAUGGUAUAAUGUCUUUGCUAAAUGUUGAUGUGUGAAAUAAUAAAA
This is a messenger RNA of Electrophorus electricus (electric eel), 1736 nucleotides long. RefSeq names its product solute carrier family 35 member G2b (gene slc35g2b). NCBI's taxonomy places the organism in Eukaryota, Metazoa, Chordata, Actinopteri, Gymnotiformes, Gymnotidae. The record is from RefSeq and is a predicted model, not a curated record. Gene Ontology annotation, cellular component: membrane.